AUGGUAUGCUUAAAUGACGAAAUGGGUCCUAUUGCCGUGAUUGGCUUGUCCGGGCGGUUUCCUGGGGAAGCAACAAACCCUGACAAGCUGUGGGAAAUGUGCGCUGUAGGCAAGGAUGCAUGGUCACCAUUUCCCAGUAACAGAUUUAAUUCGGAAGCCUUCUAUCAUCCAGAUGGCGGAAGGAACGGUUCCACUAAUAUUCGUGGUGGCUUCUUCUUGAAGGAAGACUUGGCACAUUUCGAUGGACCUUUCUUCGGCCUCAAUGUCGCCGAAGCAGCUGCCCUGGACCCACAACAGAGACUUCUCCUUGAGUGCUCCUACGAAGCAUUCGAAGAUGCCGGAAUUCGUAUCGAGGAUAUUGCUGGUGAGAGCGUCGGUGUAUUCAUUGGGACUUUUGGUAAGGAUUGGUGGAACGUCACAUCAGAAGAUCCAGAUGCCAUCCCUAUGUAUUGGACGACAGGUGGCGGGCACACAAUGUUGUCCAAUAGGCUAUCGUAUUUCUAUGAUCUCUCCGGGCCGUCAUUUACGGUGGAUACAGCUUGCUCCGCGAGCUUGGUAGCACUGCAUCUUGCUUGUCAGUCGCUAAGAGCAGGUGAAUGUAGUUCUGCUAUAGUUGGGGGAGUGAGUUAUAUGUUGGAUCCAAAUGGCUUUGUCACAUUGAGUUCUGCGGGGUUUCUAUCUCCCGAUGGCAGGUGCCACAGCUUUGAUCAGAGGGCGAACGGUUAUGGCCGUGGGGAGGGUGUUGGGUGUGUAAUUCUCAAGCCCCUCAAUGAUGCUUUGAAGCAUGGGAACGUGAUUAGGGCCGUCAUAAGGAAUACAGGGAUCAACCAAGAUGGUAGAACACUUGGCGUAACGUUUCCGAGCGCCAAAGCCCAGGAGUCAUUAGCACGUAAAGUAUAUGCGCAGGCUGGCCUGGAUCCACUGGAAACAACAUAUGUAGAAUCUCACGGAACUGGAACACAGGCUAGCGAUCCUGUCGAAGCUUCUGCCUUGUUCGAAACCUUCGGCAAAGCACGAAGUGACCCUAUCCAGGUUGGCUCCGUCAAGUCGAAUGUCGGUCACCUUGAAGGUGCUAGUGGCGUGACCGGGCUGAUCAAGACCAUUCUUAUGUUGGAGCGAGAACAGAUACUUCCAAACUCUGGGUUUGAAACUCCGAAUAAACGCAUCCCAUUGGAUAAGUGGAAUCUGCAGAUUCCCACGAAGUCCUUGCCUUGGAUUCGCAAGAAUGGGGUUUUGAGGGCAUCAAUUAACAGCUUCGGCUAUGGCGGUACGAAUGCUCAUGUCAUUGUAGAAGACGUUCGUGGUUAUCUGCAAUCACGGGAGUAUGGAGAUUGCAGUGGAGCACUUACCGUAGUGGAGACUGUCAUGGCAGGUCCAGGAGACUCCACACCGGAAUCAAAAACAUAUGAUGACACCCUCUCCGAUGAGGGAUCUUCGCGGAAAGUUAGCACACCUGAUACUUCAGUAACAUCCCUCACGGGUGGUGUUGAUGUAGAAGACGGUGGCUAUGCUUCCACACGAGCUACAUGGGCUCCAAAGAGUCGUCUCUAUGUUAUCUCAGCUUAUGACGAGAACACCGGCAAGCAAUAUCUCAAGGAGUUGCAUGAUCACCUCUCAAAAGAAGUCGUUAAUGAAAAUGGACCCUUCAUGGAAAAUCUUGCGGAGACUUUGAGCAGGCAUCGUUCGUUGCUCCCCUGGAAAACAUCAAUGAUAGCUUCAUCUCUAUCCCAGAUCAUUUCAUCUCUUCAACAAGCAAGUCUCACGCAUUCCACGAAAUCACCAAGAGUGGGCUUCGUCUUUACUGGGCAAGGAGCACAAUGGUAUGCAAUGGCAAGAUCUCUUCUGGAUACUGAACCGUUCCGCAAGUCACUGGAUCUUUGUAACGGAGUACUCGAGUCUCUUGGUGCCGGGUGGUCGGUGGUCGGGGAGCUCCGGAAGGAUAAGUCGUUGAGUCGAGUUAAUGAAGCGGUUCUGAGUCAGCCCCUUUGCACCAUCAUUCAGAUUGCUUUGGUGGAUCUUUUGAGCUCCUGGAGUAUCACCCCUACGGCAAUCAUAGGUCAUUCUAGUGGUGAGAUUGCUGCGGCAUACGCAGCAGGAGCCUUGAGUCUCAAAGGAGCUGUCACUACUGCGUACCAUCGUGGCUUGGUCGUUGGUACUAAGAAACGAAACAACAUCCUCCACAAAGGAGCCAUGGCCGCCGUCCGGUCUACGAAAUCUGACGUUGUAGCACUGCUUUCUCAGCUACAAACAGGAAAGGCUCAUAUCGCAUGCCACAACAGCCCUCGUAGCUUUACGGUUUCCGGAGAUGAAUUUACGAUCUAUGAACUCAUCGACUUGUGUGCCUCUAAGGGGAUAUGGGCUCGAAGGCUUUUAGUCGAUGUCGCUUACCACUCACCAAAGAUGCAAGCCGUCGCCGAAGAAUAUCAAGUUGCAUUGUUAGCUGCAAGUGUAGGCUCAGACCCCUCGCAGAAGCCAAGUUACGAGCAAUACUCUUCGGUAACUGGACGAAAGCUUCAGUCAGGUGAUAUUACGCCAAACUAUUGGGUAGAGAAUAUGACGAAGCCCGUUCUAUUCUCUGACGCACUCCUCGAAAUGUGUACCAAGUCCAAAGGCCGGGCGUCUACCCAAGCCAAGAACAUCAGUUCCAUAGAUUUGCUGAUUGAGAUUGGCCCGCAUGGAGGGCUGGCUGGGCCUGUGAGAGAAAUCAUACAGUCCCAGCCUGCACUGGCAAAAAUAUCAUACAUUUCCGCCUUGAAUAGGGAGGAGGAUGCCGUGGAUACGGUGUUGAAACUUGCGUCCAGGCUCUUUGACCGAGGAUAUGCUGUCGAUAUCCAGGCGGUGAAUCAAGCUGCCCACCAGGGACAUCCGUCUCAACUGGUAAAAUUGCCAAGCUAUCCAUGGAACCAUUCUACGAGAUACUGGGCAGAGCCUCGAGUACAUAUGGACUAUCGACUAAGAAAGUGGCCGAGGCAUGAUCUACUCGGGGCAUCGGUAAAGUUUUCGAAUGCCCUUGAGCCUCGAUGGCGAAACUGGAUCAGACUUGCAGAACUGCCUUGGCUCCGAGAUCAUAGAGUACAGUCUCUGGUGAUCUACCCUGCAGCAGGCUACAUAUCUAUGGCUAUUGAAGCUGCACGUCAACGGGCUCUGGAGAUGAACCUAUCUAUAGAUGGGUACGACCUUCGGCAGAUCAAUGUUUCCCAAGCCCUGGUUAUUCCCGAGCCAUCUGGCCAAGUCGAAACAAUGUUAUGCAUGAAGCCAUUUCCAGAGAGCUCUAGAUCGUCUUCUGGAACCUGGCACGAAUUCUUCGUGUAUUCGGCAUCAGGCACAGGCAAAUGGAUCGAGCAUUGCCGUGGACAGAUAUCCAUUCGGCAAUCAACGCUGCUCAAUGAUAUCGAUGGCAAGAGGCAAAUGGAGAUGACACGAUCUGCUUAUGCACACCAGAAGUUUGAAGCAGAGUUACAGUGCACUCAUAUGAUUCCGGGAUCUGAGUUAUAUGCCCAAUGUGCAAAGAUUGGGCUUGAAUAUGGUCCUAGUUUCGCAAACAUGACGAAUGCACGAGUGGGCGACGCUCGCGAGAACCUGACUUGUUUAAGAAGUACGGGGACGGUCAUCCACCCGGACAUCGAAAAGGUUAUGCCAGCGAACUAUCAUAGUCCUUUUGUCAUUCACCCCGCCACUUUAGACGCUUUCUUCCACGUCGCAAUUGCUGGGAUGGAACUCAAGACGGUCGCAGUACCAACGUUCAUCUCGAGUGUGUUCGUCUCGAGUAACUUGUCGCCGCAGACACAGCACCAAUUCUCCGUACUUGCUACGAUCAAUAAAGGCAGCGCACGAAAUCCAAAAUUCUCUUUGGAUGUCUAUGAUAGUGAGGCUGACCCUGACUUCCCUUCCUUAGAGGUUCAUGGGCUCGAGUCGACAUCUUUGAAUGGCCAGGCAGGAGACCAAAGCAUCGGUAAACUGAGAAAGUCCUACUAUCGGACUAAGCUCCGCCCUGACGUAUCACUAAUGUCUCCAUCCCAAUUUUCUGCACAUUGUAGUCCUUUUCAACCAACAAGUGAAGAUUCUCAGCUUGCAGCGUUGAUCGACGAGGCAUUCUAUUACAUGGCCGAUUCAACAAUGAAGCACAUCCCGGAAACUGCCAUUUCUACAUUAUCAUCCAAAGGCGUCAAGCUGUAUCACUCAUUACAACGAGUUGUGAAACAUGUGGCUAGUGGUCAAGUCCCUUUCGAUGUCUCUAGCUGGCUCACGAAGACCGAUGCCGAGCGUGAAGUAAUAUUGGAGAAGGCCCGCAACUCUGGCGACGAAGGAAAUUUUGCCGUCGUCGUCGGCGAGCAGUUUCAGGGUAUUAUUGAGGGAACAGUUGACCCCCUGGCGCUGACAAUGAGAAAUGAUGAGUUGGGUCGGUAUUAUGCCAACAACACGCGAAUGACGCAUGAGCAAGCUACAAUUUUGGUCGACCUCCUCGCCCACAAAAAUCCACACCUGAGAGCCCUAGAAGUUGGGGCUGGCACUGGAGGAGCCACUCUCCCAAUACUAACAGCGCUUGGGGGCAUGGACUCCAGCACUUCGCCUCGCUUCCUCUCCUAUCAUGUCACUGAUAUCACAACGGGAUUCUUCGAGAAGCUUCAACAAAAAACAACCGCAUGGGGUGACCUCGUCAGCUAUAGGAAGCUGGAUAUAGAGAGGGAUAUUGACCUUCAAGGCUUUGAGGCGGAAUAUUAUGAUCUUGUAAUUGCUGCUAAUGUGCUGCAUGCAACAAAAAACAUGAGUCGCACAAUGGCUAAUGUUCGGAGACUUCUGAAACCGGGUGGUACGCUACUUCUGAUUGAGUUGAUACCUAAAAUUGCCGGCUUCACUAAUAUAUUUGGUAUUUUUGACGGAUGGUGGUUCGGCGAGGAGGAAGAUCGGAGAGACUCUCCUCUCAUAUCGGAGGAAAGAUGGGACAAAAUCCUCAGAGACACAGGAUUCAGCGGUCUCGAUUUCAGUCUACCAGAUACAACGGACGUUAUCGCUCACCAAGGCACGACAAUGAUAUCCAGAGCUACCACAACCAUCGAUCAUCUUAGCAACAAUGCGUCCGUCUCUGUUCUGCCUCAGGCUCAAGACUCAGAAAACAUUGUCCUCGUGGGUACAGACUCAAACACGAUCAGCAACUCGGACAGGAUCAAACAUCACAUCUCAGAACAUCACAAGCUAGGGAGAGAGAUUGGAGAAGUUGCCAACUUCUCCAAUCUUCAGCCUGAUGGUCGAGUCUAUAUCUUGCUAGAGCUGGAGAGUUCGAUCUUGAGGGACAUGACAGAGCCCAGAUUGAAGACUUUGAAGGAACUAUUCAGUCAAAGCAAAGGGAUCCUCUGGGUCACAAGAGGAGCUUCCCAUCUGCCCACCAACCCGGAUUUGAGUCUCGUCUCUGGUCUUCUUAGAACACUCAGAAUUGAGACUGGUCGACCCCUAGUCCACCUGGAUCUUGAUCCAAGAUCGGAUCUCGAAACAUCAGCUAACGCCAUAGCGAAAGUGUACAAGAGCAGGUUUGAGAACGACGACGUUGAGUCAGAAUUUGUUGAACGUGAAGGUUUCAUCUUAAUCCCUCGCCAUAUGGAAGACGAUAAGACUGGGGCCCGCAUUGCUGCCAGAAUUGGCAACUCAACACCAGAGAUCGACACAAUACCCCAGACGGGACGCUCCUUGAAGCUGCAAAUUGCCCAAUUUGGCCUUCUCGAUACCUUUUACUUUGAUGAUGAUGUACGUGUAGCGGAUGAGCUUCCACAUGAUCACAUCGAAAUCGAGGCAAAGGCGAACGCACUGAACUUUCGGGAUGUCAUGACGGCUAUGGGACAGAUAGAGUCUACUGAGCUAGGUUAUGAGUGCAGUGGGGUCGUUUCCAAGGUAGGAUCAGAUGUCCAGUAUCUCGCGGUAGGUGACAGAGUAAUGGCUACUGGAGAUGGAAUAUUUUCCACGUAUGUACGCCUACCUGAGUUCGCUGCAUGCAAGAUCCCGGACGAUAUGGAUUUCGAUACCGCUGCUUCAAUUCCCGUCGCGUAUGGCACAGCGUACCAUUCCCUCCAAGCAGCGAGGCUGGUCAAAGAGGACACUGUUCUGAUUCACGCCUCAACGGGGGCACUUGGUCAAGCAUUAAUCAUGAUGUGUCAGCAUGUCGGUGCUCGAAUCCUGGCUACAGUUGGUACGUCAGAAAAGAAGACUUUCUUGAUGACACAAUUUGGAAUCCCCGAAGAGCAAAUUUUUUACAGUCGAGAUAGCAGCUUCAAACAGGGCAUUAUGCGUGCAACGGACGGAAAAGGAGUCAAUGUCAUCUUCAACUCACUCUCGUCUGAGCUCCAACGGGUUACUUGGGAAUGCAUAGCUCCGUUCGGGCGGUUCAUCGAGCUGGGACGACGCGAUUUCAUUGUCAACUCUCGGCUUGAACAAGCUCAGUUUCUCAACAACGUAACAUUCGUGGGGCUAGACUUUCGUCAUAUGACCAUAACCAGUGCGCGGUAUAGCCAGGAAGCAUUCCACGGAUAUAUGGACUUGAUUCGGUCGGGGAUUCUCAAGGCUCCGCAGCCAAUCUCGACUUAUGGGAUAAGUGACAUAGAGAAAGCAUUCCGCAUAAUGCAAAGAGGAGAGCAUAUCGGUAAGCUUGUUAUCAUGGCAAAGGCAGGCGAGCGAUCCAAGGUGAGCACUCUAGUAUUUGCUGAAUUUCAAAUACAGGUAAUGCCUCGAAAAGCUCCACGAAUCGUUCUUCAAGUGAAUGCAACGUACGUUUUAGUUGGAGGAAUGGGUGGGAUAGGCCGAGCACUUGCGGUAAGGCUUGUUGAGUGGGGUGCAAGAAAUCUGGUCUUUCUUUCUCGCAGUGGCGCCACAACACCAGCAGCGUUGGACCUGAUCAAGCUUCUGCAGAAUUCUGGAGCUGUUGUGGAGGUAAUAAAAUGCGAUAUCGGGGAUUUUGACCAUCUAGAGACCGUUGUCAAGGAAAUAACGCAGCAAUUGCCUCCAAUCAAAGGCAUGUUCCAUCUCGGUAUGGUCAUGCAAAGCGCACUAUUCGAGAACAUGAGAUUGGACGACUGGACGGAUUCGUUACUUCCCAAAGUGCAGGGUACAUGGAACCUUCACAAUCUCCUCCCGAAAAAUCUCGACUUCUUCGUUCUCAUAUCCAGCAUCGUAGGCAUUAUGGGGAAUGCUUCCCAGUCCGCUUACGCCGCUGCCUCGUCUUUUCAAGAUGCAUUCUCGGCAUAUCGCAAUCAUCUAGGUUUACCUGCAAUCACAGUUGACUUAGGCUUGGUUGUUGGGAUAGGCUAUGUUGCUGACCGAAACAUACUCGAAAGCAAACUAAAAGCGCAAGGACACGACGAUAUCGGUGCGGAUGAAUGUUUGGCAAUCAUCGAGGAAACAAUAUUGCAAGCCUUCCAGUCUGAACAUAGCGGCAAUCUCAUCACUGGAUUUGGCCUUGGCAAGUUCACUGGUGGAGAUAUUCACCAUGCGAGCCACCAGACUCCCCUGUCAUCACAUGCCAGAAGGCUAGCUCUGGGCGCAUUCUCAGGAAACGCGCAAAAAGAAGAAUCGACAGCAUCGCUAAGAGUCCGCGAAUUGUUGCGCACUACCACGUCCCUCGUGGAUGCCGAAGCACAAGUCUUAGAGGCAUUGCAGAUGAAAUUUUCAAAUUUGUUAAUGCAUUCACUGGAUGACAUCGAUGCUUCAAGACCAUUGAGCUAUUACGGCCUAGAUUCGCUGGUUGCAGUAGAGAUGAGAAACUGGAUAGCCAGCGAGAUUGAGGCAACAGUCCCAGUGCUUGAGUUGCUUGGCAAUCAGAGUAUUUCGGAUCUUUCAAAGUCGAUUGCACGACAGUCAAGGAUUUUGAAGAAGCUUCUGUCUUAAGAGUGUUCAAAUGCUUUUUGAAGAACAAGAGGAGAGCUAUUUGAAAGAAGGAAGAGGAAGAAGGUAGACGGCGAAGGCGAAUAUGGCAAGGUAAAGGUAAAGGGGUAAUUAUGCGAUAAAAAUGGAAAAAGUUAAUAAGCGCCAGGCUUCUUAAAUAGUUUAUACCCGAGCUUAAGCUCUGGGUAAGCCAAGGGCGGCCAAUCGGGUGGCGAGAGAAAAGCUUUAGCUGCGUCUCUGAGGUCCUGCGACAUAAGGCGCUACUAGAGGACAUCCGGUGUGAGAGGUCAAGUGGUGAAAAUGCCGAGAGCUCGGGCUCAGGUUAAACUGUAAAGAGGCGGCAUCUGUGUGAUCAGAGGAGCAAGGCCUACAGCGGUAGGCGAAACUGGC
Hyaloscypha bicolor E is the source of this 8256-nucleotide messenger RNA. RefSeq lists its product as uncharacterized. The coding region runs from base 1 to 7869 and encodes 2622 amino acids. Gene Ontology annotation, biological process: fatty acid biosynthetic process; secondary metabolite biosynthetic process. The record is from RefSeq and is a predicted model, not a curated record. The transcript is spliced from 15 exons. Gene Ontology annotation, molecular function: oxidoreductase activity; phosphopantetheine binding; 3-oxoacyl-[acyl-carrier-protein] synthase activity. NCBI's taxonomy places the organism in Eukaryota, Fungi, Ascomycota, Leotiomycetes, Helotiales, Hyaloscyphaceae.